UACGCUGUGUUGAUGUAACUUUUCACAUGUUGAUGUUAGAAAUAUGUUUGGCUACAAGCGUACACUAAAGCAAUGAUAUGAUGAUGAGUUCUAGGUCAUAAAUGUUUAUUUUCUUAUUUUAGUAAGGUUUUGCACUAUUUAUUUGCCUCUUUUAAUGUAUUUUUAUUGUUGCAUAAAAACCGCUUAGGUGGUUGAAUGAAAAAUCUGCAGUAUUUCAACAUUUUUAUAUAAUUAAUUGAUGAAUCAUCAAUUAAUUACUAAAAUAGUCGUUAGUUACAGCCCUAAUUAGAACUCCUGACUAGUGAAGUUUAUACCCGUUGUAAAUGUAUUUAAACUUCCUACUGGAGCCGUAGGUCUAAAAACCUGUUAGUUUUGUAUAUUUGAAUGUUCUCUGCGUCCCAAACUUAUUUAAUAAUCGUUUUUGGAGAACAGAUGAACAGGUGUGGAGGUUAUCUUGCUGAUUCAGGCCACAGCGCAGAGACCCACCCACUCUCCCCUCCUCUGUCACUCGCUUUUGUUGUGGUUUCUGUCGAUGGUUUGGCUCACAGAGCCAGCCCUUGCUGGCCCUGCUGCCAUGGCAACCAGGAAAUACUCACCGCCGUCAAAGUAGUAGUAGUGUCCGCGAGAGAGGGGGGCAGAGAUCGGAGCAGAACGUGGGGAGCAGCAGUCUAGACGGACCGCAGCAGCAGAAGGAAUUGAUCUCCACAUUCGGCUGAGCUGAACCUCGUCCUCCUGUAGAGAUGGCUGCCAACUCUGCCGCGCCGGUCAAGAACGUGGUGGUGUUCAGGAAUGGAGACCCCUUCUUCGGCGGACGCAGGUUUGUGGUCAACCAGCGUCAGUUGGCCUCCAUGGAGGUCUUUCUGAACGAGGUGACCCAGAGCAUCGGCGCCCCGCUGGCUGUCAGGACCCUGUACACCCCAAGGCAGGGCCACAGGGUCUCAGACCUCCAGGACCUCCAGACGGGAGCGCAGUACGUCGCUGCCGGCUUCGAGAGGUUCAAGAAACUGGACUAUCUACAUGCAGGGUUAAAAAAGCAGCCUGGAGCUCGUAAUGAAGCACAGGUGAAAGUCAUCCAGAGGCCCAACGUUUCAGCCAAAUGGAGGAAGUUUAUUUCUGUUCCUUGUAUUAUACAUGUAUUCCGUAAUGGAGAUCUCCUGUGUCCACCUUUCCGGUUCAUCAUUCCUCGGAGUUUGCAGCAGGACCUGGAUCAGAUCCUGAGUCUGAUCACAGAGAAAGUCAGCUUACGGACUGGAGCGGUGCGCAGGCUGUGCUCUCUGGAUGGCGUCUCCGUUUCCUCGGCUGGGGAGUUGCAGACCGGCCGCUGCUACGUUGCCGUGGGAACCGAAAGGUUCAAGAAACUUCCAUAUGUGGAGCUGCUGGUUUCAAAAGCUGCCGAGAGACAUUAUCCUGAGAAGAGGAAACUACAGAGGAGAACACAGAACAGAAAAGCGGGAAGCGGUCCUGAAGACCGCUACAGUGACUCAGCUCUCCUCAACUCCCCAGAGUCUGAUGGCCGGAGGGUGACGUCAACGGGAGAUGAAGCUGCAGCUCUUCAGGCGUCGCAGCGGCUGAGCAGGAGAGAGAGAGCAGACGAGGCGUCCGGAUACUUCGCCCGGCCCGUCAAAGUUCGCAAGAACAGAACGCGAAGCAGAACGCUGCUCACUGAUGGACCUGGUAAGCCAGGUGUGCUCAAAGGAGAGGAUGGGACAAAUAGAGAGGAGGCUCGAGGUGCAGAGGAGGUGCAGGAGGACGAGAACACGGCUACAGAGCUUCCUGUUGAUCAGAGAGUUGCAGAAAUAGUUGAAGAUGAAGUUUUAAGCAACACAGAGGAUCCGGUGCUGAACUCUCCACAGAGACAUGCAGAAAAGAGUGAGCAGCACCAGCACCAACAGGAACCCAGUGGAAAGCAGGUGAAAGCAUCUGAACAGGAGGAGUCAGCAGCUCAGAUCCUGAAAGAGGCUGAACUGAAGCCGAAAUCGUCGUCGUCUCAUUCAGAGGGGAAGAUCAAGGAAGAGCAGGCAAGUCUGCCGACUUCACAUCUAUAAAAUCCUGGAGAAACUUUGUUUUUCUGGGGCAUGCUGUGGUGGCGCAGGGGAUCAGCACGCCCCACGUUUAGCCCUCGAUGCGGACGUCGUGCUGACCCGGUCGUUGGGACCGGGUCGACUCCCGGUCCCAACGACCCUUGCAGCAUGUCUUCCCCCCACCUGCUUUCCUGUCUGCCUACUGUCACAAAGAUACAAGCCACUAGUGCCGCAAAAACUCUUUGGAGAAAAAAUAAAACUUUGUUUUUCUACUGAUUUUAAUGCUUUCCUGUGACAGAAGAGCCUGCAGGAUGCUUAAUGCCGUCUGACGAAAUGAGCAGCAUCUAAACUGUGAUAUUGAGAAAAGUAAGAUUUGUUUGUAUUUUUUUUUAUCUUAAGACAUAAAUGGGAAUCAAAAUCCAACAAAUCUCAAAAAAACCUGCUGAAAGUGAGAUUAUUUAAUCUGUUCAUCCUGUUUAAAAGGAGUAACUUUGAUGUCGACAUUAAGUGUUGAAAUCUGCAGGAACCAACAUUCGGCCCGGCAUCUUAAUAAAUAAUCCAGAAAGAGCUGCUGUGUGUUAAUGCACCAGGAGAACAUGCAAACAUUAACACAUUUAAAUAUUUUAUAUAUGCCAUUAUUGUUCACUCGUCUUCAAUCAAAGCAAAUAUUCUUGAAUUUCUAGAAUUUUCUCCCUUGAAAUAUUUUUUGUAUUUUUUCCUGGGUUUUUGUUUUCAUGUUUGGCAGGAAGUAGAGAGCGUCAUUUCUGAUGUAAAGUCAAUGAAAAGUCAUAGAAAGUGAUUUUUUUCCCAUCCAAUGUGUGCAAAUUGUUAGUUCAAUACAUGAGAAAAUAUUUUUGGUUUGAAUCAAAUAAAAAUGAGGUUUGCUUGACUGAGGAAGCAGCUUCUGUCAAAAUAGUUUAGUAUUACAAUAGGACAUUUAAAGUGACAAAGUUAUUUAAAUCCAUGAAAUAAUGUAAUAAAAGUUUAUAUUUCUUUGAAUGUCAGCUGUCCUUUUAAUUUAACAUUUCUUAUAGUCAACUCAGUAAUUAAAAAAAUAAAGGCUACUUAAUCAUGUUUAUGUAUUAAAGUAUUUGAUCAAGAAU
Messenger RNA from Gambusia affinis (western mosquitofish), 3124 nucleotides. It is a transcript of the gene dcdc2b, whose product is annotated as doublecortin domain containing 2B. The record is from RefSeq and is a predicted model, not a curated record. The coding region runs from base 741 to 2045 and encodes 434 amino acids. The transcript has 14 exons. NCBI's taxonomy places the organism in Eukaryota, Metazoa, Chordata, Actinopteri, Cyprinodontiformes, Poeciliidae. Gene Ontology annotation, biological process: intracellular signal transduction. Gene Ontology annotation, cellular component: microtubule organizing center; microtubule.